This is a messenger RNA of Erinaceus europaeus (western European hedgehog), 5038 nucleotides long. It is a transcript of the gene IKZF4, whose product is annotated as IKAROS family zinc finger 4. Lineage: Eukaryota; Metazoa; Chordata; Mammalia; Eulipotyphla; Erinaceidae. Gene Ontology annotation, molecular function: RNA polymerase II cis-regulatory region sequence-specific DNA binding; DNA-binding transcription factor activity. Gene Ontology annotation, biological process: regulation of transcription by RNA polymerase II. The transcript is spliced from 8 exons. Bases 424 to 1992 code for a protein of 522 amino acids. The record is from RefSeq and is a predicted model, not a curated record.
UGUGCAGUUCCUCUUUGUCUGCUGGGCACGAGGGCAGCGGCAUCUGCCUCCCCCUGCCCGUGCACCCCCCACCCCCAGCCCUUCACCGGUUUGGGAAAAGGAUGCCGUAGGCUAGCAUCCCCCCAAACACCCCACACCGAGACAUCCCCUCCAGCCCCCUCCCCAAGCACACCGGAGCGUGCCCUGGCCUCGCUCGCUCGCAAUCUCCCUCUCCUGAACCACACACACACUCUCACACACACGCGCGCACACACACUCACACCCUGGGCUGAGCUCCUCUCGCUGGCUGCAGCCGUGGGCCCCUGCUCACCGUGCCGCUGCUGCUGCCUGCGAAAUGACGGCGGUUCCCCUCACUUCCAGGAAUCCACGCUUCCUGGAAGGUGAGUGGCUGGGCUCACCCCUGCCUGCCACCCAGACGCAGACAUGCACACACCACCCGCACUCCCUCGCCGUUUCCAAGGCGGCGGCCGCGUUCGCACCCCAGGGUCUCACCGGCAAGGGAAGGAUAAUCUGGAGAGGGAUCCCUCAGGAGGGUGUGUUCCGGAUUUCUUGCCUCAGGCCCAAGACUCCAACCAUUUUAUAAUGGAAUCUUUGUUUUGUGAAAGUAGCGGGGACUCAUCUCUGGAGAAGGAGUUCCUUGGGGCCCCGGUGGGGCCCUCAGUGAGCACCCCCAACAGCCAACAUUCUUCUCCCAGCCGCUCACUCAGUGGUAAGUGCAACCUCCUAUGCUCCCCCAGUCCCGGGUCUCUAAAGAAGAGAGUAGAGGGGCUCAGUGUUACCGGUGAAAGGCCAUUCCACUGUAACCAGUGUGGCGCCUCCUUCACCCAGAAGGGGAACCUGCUUCGCCACAUCAAGCUGCAUUCAGGGGAGAAGCCCUUCAAAUGUCCCUUCUGCAACUAUGCCUGUCGAAGGCGGGACGCACUCACAGGCCACCUCCGCACACACUCAGUCUCCUCGCCCACAGUGGGAAAACCCUACAAAUGUAACUACUGCGGCCGAAGCUACAAACAGCAGAGCACCCUGGAGGAGCACAAGGAACGGUGCCACAACUACCUGCAGAGUCUCAGCACUGAAGCCCAAACUCUGGCCGGUCAGCCAGGUGAUGAAAUUCGUGACCUGGAGAUGGUGCCAGACUCCAUGCUGCACUCAUCCUCCGAGCGGCCAACGUUCAUUGAUCGUCUGGCCAACAGCCUCACCAAACGCAAGCGUUCCACCCCCCAGAAGUUCGUGGGUGAGAAGCAGAUGCGCUUCAGCCUCUCAGACCUCCCCUACGAUGUGAACUCGGGCGGUUAUGAGAAGGAUGUGGAGUUGGUGGCACACCAUGGUCUGGAGCCUAGCUUUGGGGGUUCUCUGGCCUUUGUGGGGGCAGAGCAUCUGCGUCCCCUCCGCCUCCCACCUACCAACUGCAUUUCAGAACUCACACCCGUCAUCAGCUCUGUCUACACACAGAUGCAGCCCCUCCCCAGCAGACUAGAGCUCUCAGGAUCCCGAGAAGCAGGUGAGGGGCCUGAGGACCUGGCUGACGGAGGUCCCCUUCUCUACCGAGCCCGGGGUCCCCUGACUGACCCCGGGGCCUCUCCCAGCAAUGGCUGCCAGGACUCCACAGACACAGAGAGCAACCACGAAGACCGGGUUGGUGGGGUGGUCUCCCUCCCUCAGGGUCCCCCACCCCAGCCUCCUCCCACCAUUGUGGUAGGGCGACCCAGUCCCGCCUACGCCAAAGAGGACCCCAAGCCACAGGAGGGGUUGCUGCGGGGCACCCCAGGGCCUUCCAAGGAAGUGCUUCGGGUGGUGGGUGAGAGUGGAGAGCCCGUAAAGGCCUUCAAGUGUGAGCACUGCCGUAUCCUCUUCCUGGACCAUGUCAUGUUCACCAUCCACAUGGGUUGCCAUGGCUUCAGAGACCCUUUUGAGUGCAACAUCUGUGGCUACCACAGCCAAGACCGGUACGAAUUCUCUUCCCACAUAGUCCGGGGGGAGCACAAAGUGGGCUAGUGACCUCCUGUCCUCCCCUCAGUCUGACACUCCACUGCCCUCCCACAGGAACCAUGCUCUGUCCCCACCCCAUCCCCAGUUGUACUUUGUAGCCCCACUGCUGGCUGGCUACCUGACUGCACACUUGACCCUGACCCUCCUCGGCUCUUUUCCUCCUCUGCCUGACUGAUCUACACAUUGUGAUGAAACAGGUCUCUUUGCUUACGUUUUUCCCUUUGUCCCAGCAUACUGAGUUACUUAUUAAUAUGAUGAGUUGCUUUUUUUUUUAAUCAGUCACUUGCCCUCCCACCCUUCUGCCCACAGUCCCCUUCACGUAAGGCCUCAUUCUUCUCUCUGUGAUUCUGCUUUCUUCAGCAGCUCCAGGGGCGAGAGGCUUCUCUUAAUACUAAGAGACCUUGAGCUUCUUGCUUUAAGUUCUACCUGAUCUGACUCUUCCGUUCUCAAUGCUAACAGUUCCCUCUGGCCCAUCCCAAGCUCUGUGGCAUUAUAUCUCCUCUCUGGGACCCUUCAACCUGGUACUGCAUACCUCUUGUGCCCUCUCACUUUAGGCAGCUUGCACUACUCUUGACUGAAUGAAGAAUUUCCUCAUUUAGAAGUAGGAGGGGCUGAAGAAAUUCUCCCCAGGAACCAUUGGACAGAGGGCCUUCUUGCUGGCUCACUGGUAAUCUGAGCCCUCCACCCCCAAAGUCCACACUCGGGAUCUCCCUCUAGGUAUGAUCUCUCCCUUUCCUCAAAUGUUCCCGACACUACUCUCCUCUUCGAUUUGCCAGUCCACUCAGUGGUGGUCUUCUCUCCUUGGACUGCCCCAUUUUUAUAUCCUCAGGGGCCAUCUCUAGGUCUGAAACCCUCUGUCUUGGACACAUUGGGAGCCAUCGGUGCCUAACUGGAAACCAGGGCAUGGGAAGGAGGUGGGUCUGGAUUCUUCUCUUUCUCUUCCACCGCUCAAACUUCUAGUAACUCUUCACCCUAGUGACCUUCCUAGCUUCUCGGGGGCUCCGGCGGUCCCCAUCCUGUAAGAUACUAACUAGUGGGCUGCUGCCUGAAUGACUAGGGGUAUUUUGACCCCUCAGUCAUGCUGCCUUCUUCUUACCCCCUCAGCAGGAUCCAGCCUCUCAUCCCUAGGCUCCUGGGCCCUGUUCUUAGCAGUAGUGGGGAGGAAAGGGUCUCCUUUUCUCUCUUCUCAUUCUUAAUAGAACCAAAAAUUAUCCCAGGAUGUGCAAGGGUAUGUGCCCCUCACCCCUGAUCCACUCUUGUUCUAGCAAGAGUGAUAUGGGAUGCAACUGAACUAGGGGGUCACCCUUUACUCAUUCCUUCUACACUCAGCUCCCAGACACAGGGCAGCAGGGGGCAUGCUCCUCCUGGCUCCUAGAGACCCCCCUGGCUACUUGGGGCCCCUAGGUUUCCAUCCAUUCGCAAGAAGGGGGCAGGAGGAGCCUCAGCUCCACUGCAGGUGGAGGGCUCGGUCUACACCAGUCCCCUGACUGAGGCCACAGCGAUCCCAUCCUCUGCUUCCUUGAGAUUCAAACCAAAGGCUGUUUUUCUAUAUUUAAAGGAAUAAACAAAAAGAAAGUAAAAACCAAACACAACACCUCACAAGUUAUAACACUUGGUCCUUUUCUCUCUCUCUCUAUCCCUCUUUCUUUCUAUAUAUCUUUUCCUUAUUGACUCUUUUGCCUCCUACUUUUCUCACUCCCUAUCAGGGAUAAUUGGGGGGGGGAUGAUAACGGGUUGGCUAAGGACAGACCAUGGGUUUAGGGCUCUUAGGAGCUCUUCAGAGAGUCUUACCUUACUCUUACGGGAAGGGAGGAGACCACAGAACAAGCAAACACGCUUCUUCCUCCUGGUUCUCCCCCACUACUUGGUCUCCUCAAGAGAACCAGAUUGUCAAGGAGUGGCGCUGGGAGUUGAUUGUUCCUCCUUGACAAUGUAGCAUAAUAAGCAGAUGCUAUCAGGGUUAGAGAAUGGGGGAGUCAGCUGAGAGGAGAAUAAUCUCCAGAGAAGAAGUGCAGCUUCUCAACAGAGGGGAACUGGCUGCUUAUUUCAGGAUGCCAGUCCACCUGAGAUUAACAUCAGAGCUUCUCCUUAACUGUUCUGGUUACUGAGCCCCUUCCUGUUAGCCCACCUCCUUCCACCUUUUCUGUGUCUGCUCUGUCUUUAGUGACACCUCAUAAGGACUAGUUCCUUCUGGGUAUCUGGGGUGCCCCUCCCACCCUACUCCCCAGUCAGCUUUGGCACCUGUAACCUAAAACAUGAAAGACUGUGCUCUGAGGCUGAACUCUGAGCCCGUGAUAGCAGAGACUGGAAGGCAAGACCAGGUGCUAAGGAGGGAGAGAAGUGCUCUCCUUCUCUCUCCAGACCAUCACUGCACUUUAACCAGGGUCUUAGGUACAAAAUCCUACUUUCCAGAGCCUUCUAGCUCUGGGACCUCAAACAUCCUCAUGCUCUCUCCCAGCUCCUUUUGCAUUAAAAAAAUAAAAUAAAAUAAAAAUACCUGAAACCCACAAGGAGAAAAGAGGUGUUUUCCUUUUAUACUGAUAUUCAGAAUCCACACCAUACAGAGAAAUUUCUAAAUAGACACUUUUCCAGAUCUUUUUUCUUUUUUUCAUGUCAUUGUCCAGGCUGCAGAAAGGAUUUUAUAAUACUUCUGGCAGCUUCUUUCCUUGUGUACAUAAUAUAUAUAUAGUAUAUAUAUUUUUAAUCAGAAGUUAUGAAGAACAAAAAAGAAAAAAAAAACACAGAAGCAAGUGCAAUACCACCUCUAUUCUCUCUUCCGCUCCCAGGGUUUCAUUUGUAGCCUAUGCUUGGUGUCUCCUUGGAACUUACCCUUUCAGCCCUCAUCCUCUGGUAUCCUGCCCCCCUCCCCCCUUUUUAAAAAAUUUUUUCUCCUCUCAAGGGGCGUUAAGCUAGCUUUUGAGACUUAUUGCAAAACAUUUUGUAUAUGUAAUAUAUUGUAAGUAAAUAUUUGUGUAAUGGAGAUAAACUACUGUAAGUUUUGUACUGUACUGGCUGAAGGUCUGUUAUAAAUAAACAUGAGUAAUUUAACACC